This is a messenger RNA of Musa acuminata AAA Group (dessert banana), 1133 nucleotides long. RefSeq lists its product as uncharacterized. The record is from RefSeq and is a predicted model, not a curated record. Lineage: Eukaryota; Viridiplantae; Streptophyta; Magnoliopsida; Zingiberales; Musaceae. The transcript has 4 exons. The coding region runs from base 178 to 699 and encodes 173 amino acids.
CCAACCAAUACAUUCACCGGGCAGUGACUUGUCAUUUCGCCAGCAGCUUAUUUAUUGCAUUGUGCAUACAUAAUGAGCAAGUCAAGUUGCUUGACACAAAGCACUGCUAUAUAUAAAAAGGAGGCAAAGGAACAAGAAAGUCCAAUUGGGUUCUGAAAGAAGGACUCUCGGAGAAGGAUGCAGAUGCAGACUCACACGUCGGCACGGGAACAGCAGCACAUUCUGCGCGCGAGGAACUCCGUGCGCAGCAGCCAUAGAGAGAGCCCGUCCGAAGAAGAGAGAGCAGAUGAGGAAGCAUCAAGGACAGCUCUCUCCUCGUUCCGUAUCAAGGAAGAACAGAUCGAGAGGAAGAAGAUGGAGGUCAGAGAGAAGGUCUUCGCUCAGCUGGGCAGGGUGGAAGAGGAAAGCAAACGCCUGGCCGUGAUCCGAAAGGAACUCGAAACCAUGGCGGAUCCAACAAGCAAGCAAGUGUCAGACUUACGCAAGAAGAUAGAUGCAGUUAACAGUGAACUGAAACCUCUAGGCCAGAACUGUUUGAAGAAGGACAAGGAGUACAGGGAUGCUCUUGAGGCCUUCGAUGGAAAGAACAGGGAGAAGGCCCAACUAGUCAACAAGCUAAUGGAGCUGGUGAGCGAGAGCGAGAGGCAAAGGAUGAGAAAGCUGGAGCAGUUGAGCAAGACAAUAGACUCUCUUCGGUAGGGCAAGUCUGCUGGAGCUAGUGGUCGAGGAAGGAGCUCCCUCAUGUUCUUGUUUCGGAUGACGUCGUCUUCCGAUUGCAUCUCUCAUCGGGACUAGAAUGCUUGCCCUUUCUUUACUCUUCGUUUUAAUUGCUGCUUUGUGUGGCUUGAUGAGUGUAAUAAGCUGAUAGCGAGUUUGUGUUUACAUCACAGAUGAAAGAAACAUUCUGCAUCGAGGAAAACUGCAAAACGUGUUUGCAUUGGUUUACUUGCGCAGCAAGAACUAUUGCUUUUCAUCGGUUGGAUCCACUUAAGAUUCGUGUUGUCAGAUGAUGAUAGACGGUCGCCUUCGCUGUCUGUUGCCGUCGUCGACGGUUUGCCCGUGGCGGUUCGUCCACUGUUCGAAUAGCGUCCGCCGCCGAUGACUCUCGUCGACGCUGCUCCUUAAUAUGUCGU